Octopus sinensis (East Asian common octopus) is the source of this 612-nucleotide messenger RNA. Its product is annotated as E3 ubiquitin-protein ligase RNF12-B-like. The transcript has 3 exons. Bases 1 to 612 code for a protein of 203 amino acids. The record is from RefSeq and is a predicted model, not a curated record. NCBI's taxonomy places the organism in Eukaryota, Metazoa, Mollusca, Cephalopoda, Octopoda, Octopodidae.
AUGCCACCUCCAGCACUCGCCAGGACACCACGAACACCAACACGAACACCAACACCAACAACGCCGGAUGGAGUACCAAUACCAGCCGAAGUGCCACAACCAGCCGAAGUAACACAACCAGUCGCAGUACCACCACCAGCCGAAGUAACACAACCAGCCAGAGUACCACCAGCACCAGUUGGAGUACCACCACCAACAACAACAGCAUAUGAACCCCACCAAAAUAAUAUCCCCCAGAAUAUCCCCCUUCCCGACCAAAACAACCUGAACUGUUCGAGUAUUGAGGUUGAGAAGGGAGAGUGGCAAAUAGUUCUCCAUAAAAAGAGGGUGAGGCGCAGAGAGGAGGAAAUGCCCAAAGUCGGCAACUCACACAACAACCAACAGCACUAUCACCUCAAACGUCGACACAAACGGUCUGCACAAACACCACCACCCUCACAGCCAUCGACACCAACACAAACCUCAAAACAUUUUAUAAAAGAAUCUACAAAACUCUCGUGGAAACGCCCACAACAAAGACCAUGGGAACAACACUGCCACACAACAAUGGUCCCGACUAGAUUACCUGAAUGUGCCAAUGUGAACUUUGACAAACCGCAUCGGGUCAUCUAG